AUGGAUCUAUCGAGUCAUGAUCACUGCAAUGAUCCCACGCACGCUGCCGACUCCAACGAGCAGAUAAUAUCGUCAUUACCCCCGGAUGAGGGCCAUUGUGCCAUGCUUUUACUGCGUCACGAAAUGCGGAAGCAUGCGACAACCCGAAGCGAGCUCCACAGGACGUCAAUCAGGCUCUCUGACAUGCAGAGCCGAGCCCGACACCAGGCUUUAGUGAUUCUGGGGUGGCGGUCUGCGCAAGAGGGUUCUGACGCCCGCUCUGCGCAACUAAAAACAGAGAAUAAGCUUCUAGGUGAUGAGACCAAGCGGCUAGUAGCGGAGAACGAAAGGCUAGAGAAAGAAGUCCGCUCGUGGCGACAAACAUUCCCGCUAUCCCCUCACGGCAUCCAACUAGAGGGCUCAGGGCAAGGCCUUUCCACAGGGAAUGAGACGCAUAGCAAGAUAUGUGAUGCAAGCUAG
Molecule: messenger RNA, 459 nt
Organism: Aplosporella prunicola CBS 121167
Lineage: Eukaryota; Fungi; Ascomycota; Dothideomycetes; Botryosphaeriales; Aplosporellaceae
Exons: 1
Coding region: 1-459 (152 amino acids)
Source: RefSeq, a predicted model, not a curated record